AUGGCAAGAAAUUAUGAGAUGGGUGUUAGAUGGUUCAAGAUGAUACUUGGUGUUUUGGUGGUUUCAAUAUUAUUAUCACAAUAUUCUUGUGUUUAUGGAGAAGCGCCGCAAGUACCAUGUUUCUUCAUCUUUGGUGAUUCGUUGGUCGACAGUGGCAAUAAUAACUACCUCCCGACCUUGGCUAAAGUGAAUUACCUUCCCUAUGGGGUUGAUUUUCCCAUUGGUGCAACAGGAAGAUUUUGCAAUGGCAGAACCUCAGUUGAUAUACUUGCUGAACUUCUGGGUUUUAAGAAACCCAUCCCACCAUUUGCAACUACUUGGGGCCUGGUCAUACUUAGAGGUCUGAAUUACGCAUCUGGCGCCGCAGGAAUUCGAGCUGAAUCUGGCACUGAGAUGGGUGUUAAUGUCAACUUAGAUCAGCAGUUACGAAAUCACCAUGUUACAGUCUUGCGCAUUGCUUCCAUUCUGCGACAUAAAGCAUUAGCUCUCAAGUAUGGUGCAAGGAAGGUGGCCUUGGUUGGAGUGGCACCAAUAGGCAAUGCAACAGAACCUUUUAAUGAAAAGCUUAGAGCUCUGGUGGACAAGCUCAAUGCCGAUCUGGAAGAUGCACGAUUCAUCUAUGUUAACGCUUCUUCAGUUCACGUCCUGCUGGUACUUGAUUUCAAGGUUCCGAACAUUAGCUGCUGUGCAGUAAAUGAACUUGGGCUAUGCAAUCCUUUCGAACCUGUAUGCCAGAAUAGAAGUGACUAUGCAUUAUGGGACUCAUUCCAUCCGACUGAGGCCGCCAAUAUAGCCAGUGCAGGAAGAGCAUACAGUUCUCAAGACCCCAUCGGACACUUAUCCCAUGGAUAUCAGUCACCUAGUUCAGCUUAG
Molecule: messenger RNA, 873 nt
Organism: Prunus armeniaca (apricot)
Lineage: Eukaryota; Viridiplantae; Streptophyta; Magnoliopsida; Rosales; Rosaceae
Source: the annotation of a GenBank genome assembly